Leptonychotes weddellii (Weddell seal) is the source of this 784-nucleotide messenger RNA. The record is from RefSeq and is a predicted model, not a curated record. Lineage: Eukaryota; Metazoa; Chordata; Mammalia; Carnivora; Phocidae.
AUGGACACCGCUCAGAGAGCCGAUGUGGGCGGCGAGGCCACGGGCACCCCCAUCAACCACUCCCAGACGCUGCUCCAGCGCUUGCAGGAGCUGCUAAGGCAGGGCAACGCCAGCGACGUGGUUCUGCGGGUGCAGGCGGCGGGUACCGACGAGGUCCGCGUCUUCCACACGCACCGCCUGCUGCUCGGCCUGCACAGCGAGCUGUUCCGGGAGCUGCUGAGGAACCAGAGCGAGGUGGCGCUUCAGGAGCCCCGGGACUGUGCUGCCGUCUUCGACAAGUUCAUCAGCAGCGGCGGCGACGCGGCGGGCGUGAGCUUCCAGAAGACCGUGCUGGUCGGGGCGCGCCAGCAGGGCCGCCUGCUGGUCCGCCACGCCUACAGCUUCCACCAGAGCAGCGAGGAGGCGGGCGACUUCCUGGCGCACGCCGACCUGCAGCGGCGCAACUCCGAGUACCUGGUGGAGAACGCCCUGCACCUGCACCUCAUCGUCAAGCCCGUCUACCACACCCUCAUCCGGACCCCCAAGUAGCCAAGCGGGGCCGGGGCGGGGACGCCUCCGGAGUGGGAAACAGACGCCUGGCAUGGGUGGCCCCCCGGGGUCUGGGAGGGGGGGGGUGGCGAAUGGAGGUGCCUACACUGGCCCCCUGGGUGGCCAGGUGCCAGCGGCCUUGGAGCUGGGGUGGAGGCCAGGUGAGGGGUGGUAGAGCAGGUGCCUGGUUUCAGGAGCUGAUUUCGCCGCUGCCUUGAAGGCCGCGCUCUUGGUUGAAUAAACCGAUGCUCAGAGA